Messenger RNA from Lagopus muta (rock ptarmigan), 4038 nucleotides. RefSeq names its product WSC domain containing 2 (gene WSCD2). The transcript is spliced from 9 exons. The record is from RefSeq and is a predicted model, not a curated record. The coding region runs from base 647 to 2386 and encodes 579 amino acids. Lineage: Eukaryota; Metazoa; Chordata; Aves; Galliformes; Phasianidae.
CACACCGAGAAACCCAACACGAUAAAAAUAGCGCCAAGCAGAGGCAGCACUCCCCAUCUCGGUUUCCUAUGGAAACGUCGCCGCCGUCUCUGCGUGCGUCUGCCCGGGGCAGCUUCGGAUGCUCCAUCGCACAUGGAUGCUCCGGCAGCCAGCAAGGACGGCGCUGAGGCUGCAGUUUCCCUCUGCGGGAGCGUUCCCAGCCGCCGUCCUUCUCUCACAGCUCAAGGCCGAUCAACGAGAGCCCGGAGGCUGCCCCGAACGCCGUGACCCUACUGCUUUGAGGCCAUCAGGAGGACAAACACCCCCCCGUCCAGCCCCCGUUACCCCCGCCUGAAACAAAGGCGCCGUGUGGGCUGCAGAAGGGGCCAUGGCACGGACGGUUCCUGCCUUCAUCACACCAACACAGAGGUGGAACUUUCUCACCCUGAGACUGAAAUGAAUGGAGAACCUCAGGGCUGGUGAUGCACCCAGGGACUUCUUGCUGCUCAUCUGCAGGGUGCACAGCCCUGAUUGUGAUAGAGAUGCCUGUGGGAUCAUCUGCUGCUGAGAGCUGCUGCACCCACUGAUCUGCUCCAAAGCUCCAUCUGUUCCCCAUGGUCCUCCAUGCUGCUAUGUCCCUCCGGGGGGCUCAUCCAGGAGGGGAAUAAUGCAGAAUCCCCCACAGAGGAGAGCAUCUCCCUGGCUCUCCAGGAGGGAUGAAGAUGCUAUGGCCAAGCUAUGGGUAAAAUUCCAGCGCUCCUUUCGGCGGAGACCUGUACGCUUCUUCACACUUCUGGCUCUCUACUUGGCAGCUGGCAGCUUGGUUUUCCUGCACGCAGGCUUCACUGGGGAGCCCCGGGUAGCAGGGAGCCAGCGCAGCCCUGGGGCAGGCGAGGGGCUGGGACUGCCUUACCUGGGGGGCACGCGGCUGAGCCGAGGUUUCCCAGAGGUGGCAGUGGGCCGGCGGCGUGGGCACUGGUUCAAGGGCAUGGCCAAGGAACCAGCAGAGAGGAGCAGAGCAGGUGAAUACAGCGCGGUGCGGAGCCGAGCACCCAAGAGCCGGGGCGGCCGUGAGAAGGAGGAGGACAGAGCAAGGUACAUUGGUUGCUACGUGGACAACACUCGGAGCCGCACGCUGCGCGGCGUGUCCUUCUUUGACUACAAGAAGAUGACAGUCUUCCGUUGCCAGGACAACUGUGCUGAACGGGGCUACCUGUACGCAGGGCUGGAGUUUGGUGCUGAGUGCUACUGUGGCCAUAAGGUUCAGGCACCCAAUGCCAGCGAAUCUGAGUGCAACAUGGAGUGCAAGGGUGAACGGAGCAGCACCUGUGGUGGGGCCAACCGUCUCUCCAUCUACCGCCUGGAGCUGGCCCAGGAAUCUGCCCGACGCUAUGGCAGUGCGAUAUUCCGGGGCUGCUUCCGCCAGCCAGACAAUGUCACCAUUGCUCUGCCUGCCAGCCAGCCCAUGCCCAACAUGUCUGUGGACAAGUGUGUGGACUUCUGCACUGAGAAGGAGUUCCCGCUGUCGGUGCUGGCUGGCACUGUCUGCCGCUGUGGCUUCCCCACCACGCUUUUCCCCCUGCAUGAGCGUGAGGAUGAGCAGCUCUGUGCCCAACGCUGUGCUGGAGAGGAGUUUGAGAGCUGUGGCACCACCGAGUUCCUGCUUGUCUACCAGACCCAGGUGCAAGACAACCGCUGCAUGGACCGCCGGUUCCUGCCCACCCGCUCCAAGCAGCUUGUUGCCCUGGCCAGCUUUCCUGGGGCUGGGAACACUUGGGCACGACACCUGAUUGAGCUCGCCACUGGCUUCUACACUGGCAGCUACUACUUUGAUGGGUCCCUCUACAACAAAGGGUUCAAGGGUGAGCGGGACCACUGGAGGAGCGGGCGGACGAUCUGCAUCAAAACCCACGAGAGUGGCCAGAAGGAGAUCGAGGCCUUUGAUGCUGCCAUCUUACUGAUCCGCAACCCCUACAAGGCACUGAUGGCAGAGUUCAACCGCAAAUACGGGGGGCACAUCGGCUUCGCUGCACAUGCCCACUGGAGGGGCAAAGAGUGGCCAGAGUUUGUGGCCAACUACGCACCGUGGUGGGCGACCCACACGCUGGAUUGGCUGCGCUUUGGCAGGAAGGUGCUGGUGGUGCACUUUGAGGACCUCAAGCAGGACCUCUUCAAGCAGUUGAAGCGCAUGGUGGGGCUGCUGGGCAUCGCUGCCUGCGAGGACCGCCUGCUGUGUGUCGAGGGGCAGAAGGAUGGCAACUUCAAGCGCUCGGGUUUGAGGAAGCUGGAGUAUGACCCCUACACCCCUGAGAUGAGGAAGAUGAUCAGUGGAUACAUCCGAACAGUGGACGCAGCUCUGAAGCUCCGCAAUCUAUCGGGGGUGCCGGAUGACUACUACCCGAGGUGACCGUGAUGCUCGGGGGACCUGCCCCUGCCUGGGGAGAAAAGGAUUGAUUUCCUCUACCUGCUUCCACCCAGUGGGUGGCUUUCUUGUAAUUCUCCAUCUGCUGCUAUGAGCUGUUAAUCAACCCCCUGCAUGAGAAGCGCUCGCUCCCCAGCCAUUGCUCAGCUUGCUUGGUUGAUAUCUUCACAGAGCUGGGCACCGAGGGGACGCAUGGUGCCCUGCCACCUCUGCUGGUCCCUGUCCCCAUCCUGCAGGUGGGCCCCUGCCCUGCUGGACAUUGUGGGAGUAGGUAAAUUGGGUGGUGUGGGGCUGAGCAGCUCCAUCUCACUCCUACAUUGGCUGCUGCAGCAUCCUUAGCAAUGCAAGCAGCUGUUUGCUUGUAUGGAUGCUGUGAUAUUGGGGCCCUGCCCCCCUGGGGCAUGAGUUGGCUUUGGUGGCUGUCCCUAUGCUUUGUGCACUUGCAGAACAGCUCCUCUGGGUCUCCAGUAGAGAUGGAGGUAAUUCCAACAAGGGGGAAACACAGUGGGGGGGGCAGCACCACAGGAUCCACUGAGGUGAGGUGGUCAUGAUGCACUGGUUGGGUUGUCUCUGGGUUCUUUAGGAGCCACCUCUGUGUGUGAUUAGAGCACUGACACUGGAUAGAGCAGCAUGCAGCGCCUGUGGGAACAUCCAUUCCUCAUUGCAGAAGUUCCCAAGCCAGAAAAAAAAACCUAGGGAGUUGUUUUGGGUGAGGGUGAAGGAAUGGGGGUCUGGAUGAGACCAGCUCCAAGUCCUGACUGUGACACUGAGGGCCUGGGCAUGGAGCACAGCUUCUGCCCUGGCCAUGGGGAAGGAGGAAACCAAAGGAGCUCUGUGCCUGGAAAGCAUCUGUAAAGCUGGCUCUGUUUAGGGCUGCAUGCUGCCCCAGACACCUCAACCCAGCUGGGUCCCUACCUUCCCUCAGAUGGAUGGAGAUGCAAAAGCCAUAUCUUGUCUGCAGCCUUUUCUAGAGUUAAAUGCUCAAUGGUUGGCUUUUAACUCUUGAUAGUGAGAGACAUGUGUGCACAGGUCCAAAAGCUACAGAAAGCAGUUAACCUACACUCAAAGAAAAAGAAGAAAACUCCCCUGGAUAAGGAGAUUAUCAAUAAAAUAUAUUUUUCUAACGUGCGUGCGGAGCUGACAGCGCCUAAGGAGGGGGGGGGGGGUCUCUGUGCGCAGGGAGCCACUCACCCAUGAAUGUAUUUUGCAAAGAGUGUGCUGGUGUUCCCUGUCCUGCACUGCAGGCUGGUGGCUGCCUACCUCUGUCAGAACAAAUCCUCAGGUCAACCCAGCUAUUAAAGAGUUCUGUUGCUACCCUGCCUCCCUGUGUGUUUGUGAGGCUGUGACCUCAAGGCUGGCUGGUGGCACUCGGUCCCAGCAUUAAUUGCAUUAAUGACAUCCCUGCAUUCGGAGCACUGAUGAGGCAGCUCGGUCCUGGCAGCUUUCCUACCCUGCCGGUGUCCUUAAAGGAAGGUUUAUUUGGGUGCCCCAUGUGAGCAGAGAGAUUUACUGCCAACUUUAUUUCCAUUGCCUCUUAUCAUGCCUGAGGCUCUAUAAAAAGAAUGGUUUUGGUGGGAUUUAUGCUGCACUGGCAGCAAGGAGACCAUGUUUGGGGUAUCAUUGGCUCUGCCCAGCAU